GCGGUUUGACAGGUCAGCCUCGAGCCUCUUUUUAGCUUUCCGAGUAGCGUAUUUUCAUUUUAUUUUACCUUAUCUUUUCAUUUACGCGUUAAAAGUAAAAUUUAUGUAGUUAUUAAAGUAGUAUAACUCAUGUAUUAGUUCGUACCUAUGUGCACUUACAGUGUUACAUAAACAUUAGUGUAGAGCGCUAAUCGUAUCGGCAAUUCUUAUGCAUAUAACUACACGAUACGUCAGUUGAUGAAUGUUAGCUGAAAGAUAAUGGAUGUGGAUACUCCUAACAUAUUAAAAAGGUGCAGUAGUGCACCUCUUAUCAAUGAAGCGGCGUCUACAGCGGCAACUUCGCCUACAACCAAUACAGCGCCCAGGAGCACAUCAUUUUUCAGCAUGUUCACGAAUAACAGUUUACCCCGCACGCGCAGUAAUAGCAUCAGCUGCAGUCCUCUGUCAGCAGCCGUCAACAUACCUGGGAGUAUACAAAGCACGUGCGGCCGGCGCCUCACCCCGCGCGUGAACCAGCUGCGCGCGGAGGAGUGCGCCGACGUGAGCAACACGCGGGAGGUGGCGCACGAGCGGGAGGUGCACACCGCCAUGCAGAUGGGGCAGUCCUACGAGGACCUCACGCUGCUGGGCGGGCCCGCAAACUCGCCCACCAGGGUGCCCAGGUUCUCGCCCGUGGUGUCGCCGUCGCCCACGCGCAAGUACACGACGCGGCGCAGCCUGUCGCCCAUCGCGCUGCGGGCGUCGUCGUUCAGCCCCGUGCGGCCCAACGUGCUGGUGGGCAAGCGGCGCUGCGACGACGGCGACGCGUCGCUGUGCAAGCGCAUGUGCACGGGCCGCCUCACGCCGUCCACGCCCGGCACGCCCGACUCCGACUCGCUGGAGUGCACGUUCCGGCCCGUGUCCCCGCGCGGCGACCCCCCGCGGCCCAGCUAGUGCGCGCGGGGGCCCCGUGGGGAUCGUUCUGUGAGGCCGCUCGGCCCGCUCGUGGGGAGCGACCGGACGCUCGUCGACGCCUCCCGUGCGAGGUCGAUCGAAACGGGCCCGAUGUGUCUCGAUCGGACCUCGGGCCGGACGUGAGGUUGUAAGUACUCUCGGGUGCAUCGGAGUAGCCUAUGGCGUUAGUUCCUAAUAGUGAACUUGUAGCGUAUUAUUCUUAUCGUAACGUAGAAGUUAAAAGCGAGUGCCCUUUUAAUAGCCAAAGCAUCCAAAACUUUAUUGUAAAUAUGUUGUUAGGUGCGUUCUUAUAUGACGAGCGCGUAUAUUGUAUAUAGUUUAGUUUUGUAAGUGAACGUAGCCAUUACUUUACAUAAGCUCAUUUGAGGAGUUGAAGUGUUCUCUCCUUUCAUCCCGCCUUUCGUUUAUGUAAUUAGUUAGUCAUCCUGAUCGUUUCGAUCUCUGGAGAUAAAUGUAUAGAAGUUGGAAACGAAAAUCUUAGUAAAUGAUAACACUUGUCUACUGCAAAGUUUUUUAUUACAUAUUAGAAUAACAUUUGAAAUAACAGCGUCACGGCAGCUGUUCUAAAAUCCUUUAAUAACAUACAUUCGAAAUAUUUUCAAUGAUGUCCAAUUAAAUUUUCAGUGUAUAAUUCUCAAAUAAUUUGUUAAUAUUUCAAAACCGAAGUCUUAGCAUAAAACAUAUUGUCAUUAUAUUAUAACAUUUAUCAUUUAUGUAUAAGUCUCGAGUAACUUUGGUCUUCGUAAUAUUUUACUCAUAGAAUUUUGUUUGUGUUCAUUAUUCACUUUGAAUAAGUUGUGCUUUUGAUUGUACCAUAUUGGUAAACUCUGUCCAUUGAAUGUUCGUUACAAUAUGCGGGCAUUUUAGUUUUAAGUUUAAUUUUACUUGCCAAGUUUGAUAUGAAUUUAUCAAUUUAUUAGUACAGGGUAAUGAACGCGUGUAGGGUUGCUUCGAGGACGUUUGUAUACAAAACUUAACGAUUAUUAUCAAAGUGUUUUUUUGCCAUCGGUAUUAAAAUUAAUGGCUAAAAACAAAUAUAAUUAUUGAAUAUUUUUCGAGUAUUUCCCGUAUAUCAUAUAAACAAUUAUUGUAAGAAAACAUAA
Vanessa tameamea is the source of this 2057-nucleotide messenger RNA. RefSeq names its product P2R1A-PPP2R2A-interacting phosphatase regulator 1. The transcript is spliced from 4 exons. Lineage: Eukaryota; Metazoa; Arthropoda; Insecta; Lepidoptera; Nymphalidae. The record is from RefSeq and is a predicted model, not a curated record. Bases 259 to 933 code for a protein of 224 amino acids. Gene Ontology annotation, molecular function: protein serine/threonine phosphatase inhibitor activity.